This is a messenger RNA of Pistacia vera, 2871 nucleotides long. Its product is annotated as receptor-like protein EIX2. Gene Ontology annotation, molecular function: protein binding. NCBI's taxonomy places the organism in Eukaryota, Viridiplantae, Streptophyta, Magnoliopsida, Sapindales, Anacardiaceae. The record is from RefSeq and is a predicted model, not a curated record.
AUGUCUUCGCUUGAUCUUUCCAACAAUGCUUUUUCAGGAUCAAUUUUCCAUUUCCUGUGUAAUGAGAUGAAUGAGACAAAAAGUUCGAUGCAAAUACUCAUCCUUAGUAAAAACUUCUUAUCAGGGGAAAUACCUGAUUGUUGGUUUAAUUGGAAAAAUUUAGAAGUCCUGAAUUUAGAUUACAAUCGUUUCACUGGAAACCUUCCUACCUCUAUUAGGACUUUAAGUUCUCUUCUAUCAUUAAACCUUCGUAAAAACCACCUUUUGGGAGAAGUAUUUGUGUCGUUUCAAAAUUGGACAGAGAUAGUCAAACUUGAUCUUGGUGAAAAUGAGUUUGUUGGGGACGUCCCAGUGUGGAUGGGAGAAACAUUUUCAAGAAUGCAGAUUCUGAUCCUCCGAUCAAAUAAGUUUAACGGUCUUUUACCUAGGGAACUUUGCCAUCUCAGUUCUCUACAAAUCCUUGAUCUUGCAGAUAACAAUUUUUUUGGAACUAUACCAAGAUGUGUUAGCAACUUCAGCGAAAUGAUAAUAUUGGGUACUUCUCAACCAGAACUAGAAUAUGCAUCUGAUUCAGAUUAUUAUCUAGGUUAUAUGGAGGGUGCAUCAGUUAUGAAUAAAGGUGAAAUGGCUGAAUACAGUAUAAUUUUGGAGCUUGUGAGAAUUAUAGACCUUUCCAAAAAUAACUUUUCCGGGGAGAUUCCUAUUGAAGUGACAAAUCUUGGAGCACUGCAGUCACUAAAUCUGUCACACAAUUCUUUUAUUGGGAGAAUCCCAGAAAACAUUGGUGCUAUGGUAUCCCUAGAAUCUGUUGAUUUAUCUGGAAAUCAACUAUCUGGUGAAAUCCCAUCAAGCAUUUCGAAGUUGACGUUUUUGAGUCACUUGAAUUUAUCCAACAACAACUUGUUUGGAAAUAUUCCUUUAAGUACUCAACUGCAAAGCUUGAAUGUAUCUUGUUUUACUGGCAAUAAACUUUGUGGUCCUCCGCUUCCUAAUAAUUGUGCAGUGACUGUUCCAACACCCAAUGAUCAAAACAGAGGAGAGAAAGACCGUAAUGAAGAUGAAGUGGAUUGGUUCUAUGUAAGCAUGGCACCUGGAUUUGUGGUGGGAUUUUGGUGUGUAAUAGGACCUCUAGUCUUCAACAGGAGAUGGAGGUACAUGUAUUGUCAGUUCUUGAAUCGCCUCCAAGAGAAACUCGGUAGUCUUUUUAUCUUGAAUGUGCUAAAAAGGGAUAGGAUCAACAGUAUGAACAUCUGCGAUCAUGAAAUUAAUCAUAUUUGUUGUGUCUUUCUUACAGACUACAGUGGAACUCUUUCUGAAGUCCAUUUUGCCAAUCUCACAAGAUUGUCCAUUUUUGAAGUGACAAAACUUGGAGCAUUGAAGUCAUUGAAUUUGUCGCACAAUCUUUUCAUAGGAAGAAUUCUUGAGAGUAUUGGUGUUCUGACACUAUUAGAGGCCCUUGAUUUAUCUGGAAAUCAGCUUUCUGGAAACAUCCCACAAAGCAUGUCAAAUCUAAUGUUUCUAAGUCACUUGAGCUUAUCAAAUAACAAUUUGACUGGGAUAAUUCCCCGGAGCAUUCAGUUACAGGGCUUCGAUCCAUCAUGUUUCAAUGGCAAUGAACUUUGUGGACCUCCGCUGCCCAAAAAUUGUGCUAUGACUUCUGAUACUGGAGCUAAUGAACAUGAAGUUAGCUGGUUCUACAUAAGCAUGGCAAUUGGAUUGAUGAGUUUAUGGGACGUCCCAUUCCCCAUAAACUUCUUCUUCCAAGAUGUUUUACAGGUUUUUCCAAGGACCCAUCUGAACUUGGCAGAAGAAAACCAUGAGAAUUUUUCUUGCCUUCUUUUCAUUGUCACAACCCUCAACAUUAGCUUCUGCGGAGGAAGCUCUUGCCGGGGUUGCAUUGAAAGUGAAAGACAAGCUCUUUUAAGGUUCAAGAAAGAUCUGAUAGAUCCUUCCAACCGGCUUGCCUCUUGGACUUCUGGUCAUGGAGAUUGCAGUACAUGGUCUGGUAUUUUCUGUGACAACUUGACAGGACAUGUCCUCAAGCUCAGAUUUAAGAACUCCUCCACUCAUGAGAGGUCAAAGUUGCACGGUAAGAUAAAUCCCUCUUUGCUUGAUUUGAAGCGUUUGCGUUCCUUGGACCUGAGCGAUAAUUUUGAAGGAAUACAGAUUUCCAGAUUUCUUGGUUCUAUGCAGGAUUUAAGAUACCUCAAUCUCUCUCAAAAUCCCUUUCAGGGUAUGAUUCCUCACCAACUUGGAAAUCUAUCUAAUUUGCAAUAUCUUUGUCUAGGUGAUUCCUGGGGAUAUAUGCUAUUUGUUGAAAAUUUUUGGUGGUUAUCUCAUCUUUCUUUCCUGGAACACCUUGAUUUGAGUGUGGUUCUUAGCAAUUCCUCUGAUUGGUUGCAAGGUCCAAUCCCUGAUAGACUUCAAAACUUGACUUCCCUUAGACAUUUGGAUUUAUCUCAGAAUAAUUUCAGUUCUUCUAUACCCGAUUGGUUGUAUAGAUUUAGCCAUCUAGAAGUCCUUCUUCUUGCGGAAAAUAGCUUGACAGGCAUGAUUCCGGCUGCUUUCGGAAACCUGACUUCUAUCACGAGACUUGAUCUAUCGUAUAAUAUGUUUGAAGGUGGAAUCCCAAAAUCGAUGGGAAGGCUUUGCACCUUAAGGUCAGUCUCUAUCUUAGUUGUUGAAUUAAAUCAAGAAAUAUUUGAAGUUCUUGAUAUUUUCUCUAAAUGUGCUUCGGAUACCCUGGAGUUUCUUGAUUUGAGGUGUAGUCAACUUUUUGGUCAACUGACAAAUCAACUUGGACAAUUUAAGAAAUUGUAUGCACUUCUUCUGGGAUCCAAUUCUAUUUUUGGUCCAGUUCCAUCGUCAUAA